This is a messenger RNA of Arachis stenosperma, 1650 nucleotides long. Its product is annotated as putative disease resistance protein RGA1. Lineage: Eukaryota; Viridiplantae; Streptophyta; Magnoliopsida; Fabales; Fabaceae. The coding region runs from base 1 to 1650 and encodes 549 amino acids. The transcript has a single exon. The record is from RefSeq and is a predicted model, not a curated record.
AUGAGAAAAUUUGCCCAUUUACAAGGUAAACUCUGCAUCUCAAAACUAGAAAAUGUUAUUGAUCCGUCUGAUGCUUGUCAAGCCAAUUUGAAGGAGAAAAAGCAAAUUGAGGAGUUAUCAUUGGAAUGGAGUCAUUCCAUUUUGGAAGACUCCCAUCAAGUUGUACUACUUGAACAUCUGCAGCCCUCAACAAAUUUGAAGAAAUUGACUGUUAAAUGCUAUGGUGGAACUUGUUUCCCAAAUUGGUUGGGUGAUUCCUCAUUUGGCAACAUAGUGAGAUUGUGGAUUCAUGAUUGUCGUCAUUGUUCUUUACUGCCGCCUCUUGGACGACUACAUAGUCUAAAAGAACUAUUCAUUUCAGGUAUGAGAUCAGUGAAGACUAUUGGGUUUGAAUUUUAUGGAAGUAAUUCCCCUUCAUUCCAACCGUUUCCCUCCUUGGAGACUUUGAUAUUUGUGUGGAUGGAAGAGUGGGAGGAAUGGAACAUGAUAGAUGGUAUAACUACCGAGUUUCCCCGUCUAUCAAAGCUACAUCUGGUUAGCUGUCCGAAGCUGAAAGGAAAUUUACCCACCAAUCUUCCUUGCUUAAUUGAACUAUUUGUACAGGACUGUUGUCUACUUGAAUCAGAGUUUUCAGGAGAAGUGGAUAACGGAAACAUAAUGAGACCAUUGAAUGUAUUCAAUUUUAACUCUCUUCAACAAUUAUCUCUCCAUCGAAUUCCUUCUCUGACGUCCUUCCCGAGCAAUGGUCUACCCAAAGCGUUAAAGUCACUUUGUCUCCAAGAGUGUGAGAACCUUGAAUUCCCAAGUCAUGAGUUCCUUCAUGGUUGCAAGGCACUUGAGUAUCUGGACAUAAGGAGAAGCUGUUGCUCGCUGACGUCAUUUCCCUUAGGUUCUCUCCCUGUGCUCAAGCGUCUUUGGCUUCUUAACUGUAAAAAAUUGAAAUCAAUUUCAAUUUUGGAAGAAGAAGCAGCACGCCAGUCUCUCAUAUUUCUUGAAGAUCUCCAAGUAUAUGAGUGUCCUGAACUGGAGUCGAUUUCCCUACUCGAUUUUUCCCUUCCUAACCUGAGUUCAUUUCAGGUAGAGAGAUGCGACAAGAUUAAUUCAUUACCAGAAACAAUUAGUAAUCUCACUGGCCUCCAAACAUUAUGUAUUAGUCAGCUUCCGAGUUUGGAAUCCAUUGGAGAAGAAGGUUUGCCUAUCAAUUUAAGGACACUAGCUGUGGGCAAGGAAGGGGUUUACAGCAAUACAGAUAUCACCAAGUGGGGCUUGGACCGACUCACUUCUCUUUCAAUCUUGAGUAUUCAAGGUGACUAUCUGGUUAAGAAGCUGAUGGAAAUACAAGUGCCCCUGUUGCCCAAUUCUCUUCAGAACCUAAUCAUAUGGAGUGCACGUGAAAUACAACAUUUGGAUGGGAAGUGGCUUCAGCAUCUCACCUCUCUCAAAAGCCUUCAUUUUGAUAAGUGUGACAAGUUGAACUCAUUGCCAAAAGAAGGGUUGCCUUCCUCAAUUUCAUAUCUAAGAAUGAGAAGAUGCCCAAUGUUGAAAGAAAGUUGCCAGAGAAACAGAGGGGAAGAGUGGCCUAAGAUUGCUCACAUCUCAUGCAUAAUUUAUGAAUAUAAAUUCUCAACCCAUUAUUUAUGGUCACAAUGA